GGACACCUUUCCUUCCCCUCCUUUCAUCACAAACCUUACCCUUGCUAACGCAAGAGUCUCCAGCCAUCCGCCCCAUUCCAACCCUUGUCAGGGACUAUUAUUAAAGAACCAUCUCCUUCCCCAAUCAGUCAUGAAGCUCACCUCCAUUCUCUCGCUCGCCGUCGCCCUAUGCGUCGUCUCUUCCGAUGCUGCCGCUGCCCCAAAACACCCCGCAAAGUCCGAUCCCUGCAGCGAUCUUGCUGCCCAGGCCCUUAAUGCAACAUCAUCGCUCUCGUUCAAGGCCGUCAAGGGUUGCUACGAAGCCCAGGCAUUCAACCGCGACGUUGCUGUCAAGACCCUCGCUUCCCUCGAGAGUCUGCUUGGGAACUUUUACGCCUUCACGGACAUCGCCAGGUCCCACACUGGCUCCCCUUUCCAGUCUCCCCGAGUCGACCUUCUGGCUGGACUGAAGAAGAUCGGUGCCAAGAAGUGGAAGACUGAUUACGACUUCCAAAUGGCCAUUUACUACUUGCUAGCCUCCGUUAAUGAUGGUCAUCUGGCCUACCUGAGUAACUGCUACCGCACCGCCAGGUUUACUCAACCCAUCGCGCUCUAUGCACCUGUGGUGAACGGCAAGCAAUCUGUGCGUAUCUUCAGCGCCGAUGCCACCCAGCCUGGUGUUCCUCAGUCGGCCAUUGUCGACUGCGAGGUCAAGACCAUCGAUGGUGUCCCCGCCCUGAAGGCUGUCCAAGACUUUGUCGAUCGCACCUCUGGUAUCGCCAAGGACCCCAGCAUUCGUUUGACCGACGCCCUGGCCAGUGUUUUCUGGUCUAAAGAUUGGAGCGUUUCCGCUGGUGCCUUCUCGAAACGCUGGAUCGUUCCUGAGAAGGAGACCAUGGAAUACACUCUUCAGUGCGGCUCAUCCCACACGCAGAAGAUCAAGGUGCCAUGGACCAUUAACCCAAUCACAAGCACCAUCAAGUUCAACUCGUUCAAUGACACAAAGUCCUACUGGGCCUCCCAGUGCUUGGCUGCGCCCAAGAACAAUGACCAGUCGAGUAACCGUCAUCCUGAUCAUAAAUCGAAUCUGGCACCUGCUACGAUUCUGUUCCAGGAACGUGGAUCCACCAAGGUGCCAACGCCCCGCCGAGACGGUCUUACCGACUCCGGAUUUAUUACUAAGGCUACCCAGGUCUUUGCCUCCGCCACCAGUGCGUUUUACACCAUCAACAAGUCCGAUACUUGUGUCCUUGUGAUCGCCACCGAAUCAGUCCCUAACAAGGCUGAGUACACUCAGUUCCUCAAGGGAGUCGAGAUCUUGCGCGACGCUGGAUGCAAGAAGCUGGUAUUUGAUUUCACCAACAAUGGAGGCGGCAGCAUCGAUUUUGCCUACUUUAUCAAUGCCCUCUUCUUCCCUGAAGCCAAGCCCUACUUCUCACAGGAUCUCCGAUCUGGUGCCUAUGUCCAGGGUGUUGCUAAGCUGGCCAUCAAGGAAGCUAGUGUUGGGAACUCUCUUUUUGAUGCCCGUGGAUGGGUUAGCUCAAAGACUGGUGAGCUCUUCACCGAUGCCUCCAUGUUUACCAAGGGCGUCAAGUACAACCGUGGUGGCAGGACUGAUACCUACACUCAGCGAAAUUUCUUUGGGACUGGUUGGACUCUUCUGCCCUUGCCCCAGAAUCGCACUUUGUCCUGGAAGGCUGAAGACAUGGCCAUCAUCACCAACGGUUUCUGUGGAUCUGCUUGCACCAUGGUUGCGACCCGCUUCAACAUUGUCCACAAGGUCAAGACCUAUGUGAUCGGCGGUAUUCACAAGCGUCCCAUGGGCUAUUUCUCUUUCCCCGGUGGAUUUGUCUACCAGAACGACGACAUUGUUGAGGAUAUUCAAAGUCUAAAUUACACCGCCAAAGGCGGCCCCUCUUACCUGCCCUCGAACUCGAUUGCCAGCAUUGCCAUGGGCGAGCUCUACGCCUCGGACGCCAGCACCGUUCCCCUCGAGUACGACUACAAGUAUUUCAGUGCCCAAGUCCAUCUGGACCAGGACCCAGUCCUUGCGAGACAUCCCGAUAACGUCUGGGUCAAGAUCGCUGGUGACUUCAAGCACUAAAUGACUUAGAUCGCCAGGUUGAUACGAAAUAAAAUAGGUAUCGCUUUGCUGCAUGGAGCAUAAUAGUUUCUUUCUUGCUAAACGUAACAGAAAUGAUUUUCAGGUUUAUAUAUUGCCUAGUUGCUCUCCUGGUGUCUCGUGUCUAUGGACAGGAAUAAUAAACCACUUUUGUCUUUUGAUGCAGGCUCAUGAACCCGCGAAGUGAAGUUGUUGGUGAAAGCAAUUGAUCAUCUAGACAUCCUUAUAUCCGACAAAAAAAAACAAAAAAAAACAAAAAAAAAAGUCAUAC
Messenger RNA from Gamsiella multidivaricata, 2372 nucleotides. RefSeq lists its product as uncharacterized. NCBI's taxonomy places the organism in Eukaryota, Fungi, Mortierellomycota, Mortierellomycetes, Mortierellales, Mortierellaceae. The coding region runs from base 131 to 2083 and encodes 650 amino acids. The transcript is spliced from 3 exons. The record is from RefSeq and is a predicted model, not a curated record.